Messenger RNA from Peniophora sp. CBMAI 1063, 393 nucleotides. The record is from the annotation of a GenBank genome assembly. Lineage: Eukaryota; Fungi; Basidiomycota; Agaricomycetes; Russulales; Peniophoraceae.
AUGGUCCGCGUCUCUGUCCUUAACGACUGCUUGAACAACAUUGUCAACGCGGAGCGCCGUGGCAAGCGCCAGGUCCUUGUCCGUCCUGCCUCCAAGGUCACCGUCAAGUUCCUCUCCGUCAUGCAGCGCCACGGCUACAUCGGCGACUUCGAGAUCGUCGACGACCACCGCUCUGGCAAGAUCGUCGUCCAGCUCAAUGGCCGCUUGAACAAGACGGGUGUCAUCUCCCCGCGCUUCAACGUCCAGGUCGGCCAGAUCGAGAACUGGGUCAACUUGCUCCUCCCCGCCCGUUCCUUCGGCAAGAUCAUCCUUACCACCUCGUCCGGUAUCCUCGACCACGAGGAGGCCCGUCGCAAGAACGUCGGUGGCAAGAUCCUCGGCUACGUCUACUAG